GUCACAUCUUCAGAUCUUUCCCGCACAUGUAACGAUGGUUGCCUGAACAUCGAUGCAGCAACAUUCAGGAGACUGAUAAGAUAUGCACCCACCUUGAAUGUAUAUUCACAUAUGCGGGGUUAUGAAAGUCUUGCUCAACUUUGUGCAACCCUCGAAGCCAGUCAAUCUUGA
Molecule: messenger RNA, 171 nt
Organism: Bipolaris zeicola 26-R-13
Lineage: Eukaryota; Fungi; Ascomycota; Dothideomycetes; Pleosporales; Pleosporaceae
Exons: 1
Source: RefSeq, a predicted model, not a curated record